AUGAGCACCGAAUCUGAGACGCCUGAUGCGCCUGGUGAAUUUGACCAACAUGACGAAGAAAGCGAGGCUGACGAUGAAGCCGCCAACGACGCCAACAUGCACGAUGCGGAUGUGGAAGAAGAUGAAGGUGCCGCUGACGCGGAGUCUGGACGAACAUCGUCGAAUCGCAAAUCCCCUCGCGUCUGGACUGAUGAACCUGAGGACUACAGUGUCUUCAACAACCCACCCAAUCUCGCCGAGAUGAGAGACAGACUUUUCUCCCUCGAAGACCCUAUUGUCAUGCCUGUCGCGGACUGGCAAACAUACUUCCCGUUUGUCGACAAUAUCUGGCGUAAGAUGAGAACUGAACACCCACCGGAGGACGGUUCUGCCAAGGUGGACCACUAUCACUGCAGAUUCCGCCGCGCCCAUUACAUGAAGCCUCACACGCCGCGUCCAACUCCAGAGGGCAAACAGCAGAGAAGGAAACGAGCGAGGGAGGAAAAGACAUGUACGAUGAAGAUGAAAGUGGUCUACAACCGCGGUCCAAUAGAGACAUGCACCAUUUUGAAGGAUACGGAUGGUGGAAUGACACAUUCACAUGAUCUGGAUUACAAUGAUUCUUCAAAACGCAAUACUGGAAUCAUGCAAACCGCUCGCUGUGAGGUUACAAAAGGUUAUGUGCCCUCUUCGAUCUUCUGGAAGAUGUGGGAGGAGCCAGAGAAGAUGCUGGCUGCAGGUGGGAAGUUUCUGAAAGUAUCAGACGUGCGAAAUCUCCAGUAUGCCUGGCGCCAGGGAAAUCAACUCGUCACUCUCAAAGCACACAAGGGCUGGAAACAAGGGCGCCCAACACGACAGCCGCCAGCACCACCGGCUCCGCCAAAGCCUCAAUUCCAACCUUCCAAUCAGCCUGGCGUCUUUGGCCGACUGGAACCCGUAAAAGCAGAUGCACGAAAUGAGCCCCAAACAGUAAUGCAUUGGGACACAUUACAAUACCCUCAUCAUGCCAGAGGAUUUCUGGAACCAUACAUGCCCGAUCCCAGACUCACGCCGGUCCGAACCCGUCCCCACGUCACCCUCACCUGGGCAGGCAGCCUCGACGGCCGGAUCAGCCAAUUGCAGGGAAUCCCCACGGCGGUAUCCGGUCCAGAGACCAAGGCAAUGACACACUAUUUGCGAAGUCGACACGAUGCCAUCCUGGUUGGGAUUUCAACUGCCAUAGCAGACGAUCCUGCGCUGAACUGUCGACUCGCUGACCCGGGCGGGUAUGGUGGGCUAGCCUGGGAGUUCCAACCACGACCGAUUAUCAUUGAUCCUCAUGCACGCCUGCGCAUCCAUCCGGGCUUGAAGGUGCUCAAAAUGGCUUCCGAAGGUCGGGGCAAGGCGCCUUGGAUAGUGGUUGCUCCGGGUGCCUUGCUGCAUCCUUUUGCUGUGAGCACGCUGAAAGCCCAUGGCGGAGAAUAUCUGAUGAUUAAUGACUACCAUCCAGCACAAGGAGGGCUGAAGUGGGAAGGUAUUUUCAAUGUGCUCUUUCGAGAAGGUAUAAAGAGCGUCAUGGUGGAAGGCGGUGGGAUGGUGCUUUCAGACCUAUUAAAAGCGCAUCACUCUCAUCUGAUCGAUUCUAUCGUUCUCACGAUUGCUCCGACAUUUUUUGGAAAAGCAGGGGUGAUGGUCUCCCCGGAUCCCUCAUUCGACCCUACCGGACGACCCAUCGCUCAGAGGCUGAGAAAUGUGAGAUGGCAACCAAUGGGAGACGCCGAUGUGGUUAUGUGCGGCCAGAUGGUCGCUGACCAGGUUCCGCUUACAAACGGCAUACUAUCUGGUAUUGAGGAGUACUCGCGAACAGCGCCAGGCUUUCCAAACCCGCAACCUGGAACCCAACCAGCAGGACAACCACCACCAGCUGGCCCCCCACCAUCGCAGUCGCAACCACAACCCACCCCUCAAACCUCCGUUACGCAGAGUGAGGCUCGUGCAUCGUCAAACACUCCAGCUACCACUUCCCAGCCAGCGGGAGCGACGCCCUCACCUGCCCCUGUGCCUCCUCAGGCAUCUGCCCCUGCACAACCCUAG
This is a messenger RNA of Fonsecaea erecta, 2052 nucleotides long. RefSeq lists its product as hypothetical. The record is from RefSeq and is a predicted model, not a curated record. Bases 1 to 2052 code for a protein of 683 amino acids. Gene Ontology annotation, biological process: riboflavin biosynthetic process. Lineage: Eukaryota; Fungi; Ascomycota; Eurotiomycetes; Chaetothyriales; Herpotrichiellaceae. The transcript has a single exon. Gene Ontology annotation, molecular function: 5-amino-6-(5-phosphoribosylamino)uracil reductase activity.